Molecule: messenger RNA, 963 nt
Organism: Anolis sagrei ordinatus
Lineage: Eukaryota; Metazoa; Chordata; Lepidosauria; Squamata; Anolidae
Source: RefSeq, a predicted model, not a curated record
AUGGGCAAUGUGAACCAAACCAGAACAUCUGGAUUUGUCCUCCUUGGGUUGUUCACCAAAACAGGAAAUCGAGGAAUCCUAUUUUCUUUCUUUCUCUCCAUUUAUGUGCUCAUCCUCCUUGGAAAUUUGAUGAUCAUCCUGCUCAUCAGAACUGACUCUCGCCUCUUCCAUACUCCCAUGUACUUCUUUCUCAGUCACCUUUCCCUGGCAGAUCUUGGCUUUGCUUCUACCACUGUGCCCAAAGCUUUGGAGAACUUAUUAUCACCCACAAAGGCUAUCACCUAUUGGGGCUGUCUCACCCAAAUGUACUUCUUUGUGGCCUUUGGCAUCACAGACAGCUUUCUACUUGCUUCCAUGGCAUAUGAUCGCUAUGUGGCCAUUUGCCACCCAUUGCGUUAUUCUGUCCUCAUGAGUAACAAGCGCUGCCUCAUGCUGGUAAUGAGUUCCUGGCUGCUGGCUCAUCUCCACUCACUGGUCCAUGUUCUCUUGAUGGCUCGGCUCUCCUUUUGUGCCUCCAGGGAGAUCCCACACUUUUUUUGUGAUGUUCAGCCUCUCUUGCGUCUCUCUUGCUCCUCUACUCUGCCCAAUGAACUCCUGGCUUUCACAGAGGGUUCCUUGAUCAUUAUGGGUCCUUUCCUCUUUAUUGUAGUUUCAUAUAUACUCAUCCUGGUAGCCAUCUUGAAGAUGCCAUCAGCUGCUGGGAAGUGUAAGGCUUUCUCAACAUGUGGCUCUCACUUGGGGGCAGUCUCCCUGUUCUAUGGUACUGUGAUUGCAGUCUACAUCCGGCCCUCCUCAUCCUACUGCAUCAUGAAGAACCGGGUUGUGGCCAUCCUCUACACCAUGGUCACACCCAUGCUCAACCCUUUCAUCUACAGCCUGAGGAAUGAGGAUGUGAUGGGAGCAAUGAAGAAAAUUUUGAUUAAAGUUUAUUUUUCGAUUAACAGUGAACUUUGUGGUUCCUGA